CUGCGCCGUCGGUUGCCGUGGAGACCACGGCUAUGGCAACUAGAAGAAGCCAAACUUAGUCGUUCCUCUCGAACCGCGGAGAGGUCCCCAGCGCGCUGGGCGACUCCGCGGGGGGCUCAUGGCGCUCUACGAGCUCUACUCUCACCCGGCCGAGCGCGGUUACCGCGCGGGGCUCUGCUCUAAGGCCGCGCUGUUCCUGCUGCUGGCCGCCGCGCUCACCUACAUCCCGCCGCUGCUAGUGGCCUUCCGGAGCCACGGGUUUUGGCUGAAGCGGAGCAGCUACGAGGAGCAGCCGACUGUGCACUUCCAGCACCAGGUGCUGCUCGUGGCCCUGCUGGGAUCCGAGCGCGACGGCUUUCUCGCCUGGAGCACGUUCCCCGCCUUCAACCGGCUGCAGGGGGAUCACCUGCGCGUCCCGCUCGUUUCGACUAGAGAAGAAGACAGAAACCAGGAUGGGAAGAUGGACGUGUUACAUUUUAAACUGGAGCUACCCCUGCAGUCCACGGAGCACGUUGUUGCUGUGCAGCUCAUCUUGACUUUCUCCUACCAAUUGCACAGGAUGUCAACAUUCGUGAUGCAGAGCAUGGCAUUUCUCCAAUCCUCCUUCGCUGUUCCAGGGUCCCAGUUAUAUGUGAACGGAGACCUGAGGCUGCAGCAGAAGCAGCCUCUACACUAUGGUGGCCUAGAUGUUCGAUACAAUGUGUCGGUAAUCAACGGGACCAGCCCUUUUGCCUGUGACUAUGACCUCACCCACAUCAUUGCUGCUUACCAGGCAAGGAAUGUAACCACCAUCCUGACUGACGCCAACCCCAUCUGGCUGGUGGGAAGGGCUGCUGAAGCUCCGUUUGUGAUUAAUGCUGUCAUUCGUUAUCCCGCGGAAGUCAUUUCUUAUCUACCAGGAUUCUGGGAAAUGAUCAAGUUUGCCUGGAUCCAAUAUGUCAGUAUCCUGCUUAUCUUCCUCUGGGUAUUUGAAAGAAUCAAAAGAUUUGUGUUUCAAAAUCAGGUGGUCACCACGGUCCCUGUAACAGCAAUGCCCCAGGGAGAACUGUAUAAGGAGCACUUAUCUUAAGAAGAUCAUUUCUAGGGCUGGCCCCGUGGCCGACUGGUUGAGUUUGUGUGCCCCGCUGCGGCAGCCCGGGGUUUCGCCGGUUCGGAUUCUGGGCGCAGAUGUGCACCGCUGG
Equus caballus (horse) is the source of this 1181-nucleotide messenger RNA. RefSeq names its product transmembrane protein 231 (gene TMEM231). Gene Ontology annotation, biological process: regulation of protein localization; cilium assembly. Gene Ontology annotation, cellular component: ciliary membrane; ciliary transition zone. The record is from RefSeq and is a predicted model, not a curated record. NCBI's taxonomy places the organism in Eukaryota, Metazoa, Chordata, Mammalia, Perissodactyla, Equidae.